Messenger RNA from Monosiga brevicollis MX1, 4624 nucleotides. RefSeq lists its product as uncharacterized. The record is from RefSeq and is a predicted model, not a curated record. Gene Ontology annotation, biological process: regulation of ARF protein signal transduction. Gene Ontology annotation, molecular function: guanyl-nucleotide exchange factor activity. Lineage: Eukaryota; Choanoflagellata; Craspedida; Salpingoecidae. The annotation marks the transcript as partial. The transcript has 10 exons.
AUGGCGCCACGAACCCGAUCACGCACCAUCCCACAGCGGCUCAAGCUUUCAAAGACUGCGAUUGCCAGAGGUCUUGCGACCAGUGUGUCCAUGCCUGGCACCUUCGACAUGCCUUCCUGUAAUGGCCUGUUUGUGGUGCUCGGCGAGCUUUCCGCACUGGUCGCCCAGAUCAAGCAGGGCUCACGCAUCGUUCACAGCGGUUAUGAGGAGGCCAAGAAUCCACUUUUGCAGCAAUUCGGCGUCUUGAAGCGUCGACUCUUGGCCGCUGAAGAUGAGACAGCGAGCAAUGCGUCCACGGCCGUGGAGAACCUGGCAGAUGCCGUCACUCAUGCCAAAUUUGUUGGCACUGAUCUUGCCGUGGACGAAGUUGUGCUCAUGCGCAUUCUUGAGGUGCUGCGAGCCCUGCUUUUACACCCAGUGGGACGACUUUUGUCCAACGAAAGUGCCUGUGAGGUCAUGCAGUCUUGUUUUCGCAUCUGCUUUGAGUCACGCCUGAGCGAGCUGCUGCGACAACAGUCCGAAGCCACGUUGGUGGCCAUGACAGUCCACCUCUUUGGCAAUCUUGAACAUCUUCCCGGUGAUGAGGAAGAGGAACAAGAUUUGGAAUCAAGCAUGCGGCACCACCUGCACCGUUCAACUUCCGAAGUCCGCACACAUGACCUGUUGCCGCCGCCUGCUGAAGAGGGCGACUCACCCCAAGAGCAAGUCGAUGGCUCCGCCGCUGCCGCUGCCGCCACGGCGGUCGAUGGUAGCAUUUUUACAGAUGCAACCGAGGCACAACAAAGUGAAACUGAUGCCGCUUCGGGGGAUCACACCAUCGCUCUGGCUCCACCCUCGGAGCCAAGUGCUGCUGCCCCGCACAGCGCAAUGGCCUCGCCAGCUGUUGGCCGCAAACAAGCCGGCAUGCGUUUAAACGCUCGUGGCGUCCGCUUUGAAACACCUGUCAAGACACAGAGCUCCGAACACGACAUGCUCCGCCCCUAUGGUGUGCGUUGCGUGAUCGAACUCUUGCGUUUCCUCGUAUCGUUGAUCAACCCCAGUGAUCGACAAAACACAUCCACUCAGAUCAUGCUGGGCCUUGAUCUGCUACUCGUGGCCAUGGAGACUGGUGUGGACGCAUUGCAUCUUGCCCCAUCGUUGCUCAAGCGUCAAUACGAGUCAGGCGAACAUCUUGAGUUGACCAUCGAGUUCCUCCUCGAGCUUUUGCGCCUGCCUUCUUUUGCCUCGGACCUGCUUCUGAAUUUUGACUACAAUCUGUUUUGUGACGAGCUCUGCAAACCGCUGUUUGAUUUUCUCGUCAAGCACACCAAGGCGGAUGUAGGCACCCCGUCUUCCCGCCUCCUCGCACUCGAGGCCUUGUUCGCGCCGCUUCGCGACUUGACUCAUGUGCCCACCACAGAAGGUGAAUUUCACAUCUCCUUUUCCACCAGAUCGAAUCCCAUCGAUGCUCGCUGUAUACCAUCGUUCUCAUCUCGAUUUAAACCUUUGUGGACCGCCCCCCAUCUCCCACCAGGCUUGGCGCAAGACGACAACGUGGUAGCUCUACCCUCGUUUGAAUCACCUGAUGUGACACCAGCCACAUUGACGCCCGUCAAUAUGCUGGCACAGCAGCUGGAGCGCAAGCGACUCCUUCACGAAGGCAUCGAGCUAUUCAACAAGAAGCCCUCCAAGGGCAUUGCAUUUUUGCAGGAGAAGGGGCUGCUGUCGAAAUCAACCGACCUCCACCAAAUUGCGGCCUUUCUGCGCUCCGUACCCAACCUGGACAAGGCCAUGAUCGGAGAGUAUCUGGGCACACUCAAGAACAAAGAUUUGAUGACGGCCUUUGUCCAAACCUUUGAUGUCAGCCAACUCAGCAUUGAUGAGGGCAUGCGUGCUCUCAUGUCCACCUUCCGCCUGCCGGGCGAAGCCCAGCAGAUUGAGCGCAUUGUUGAAGCCUUCACGGCUCACUGGCAUGCGUCUUAUGUUGGCGAGCACGUCGUCGCUGAUUGUGAUGCUGCCUUUAUUUUGGGAUUCGCCAUCAUCCUCCUCAACGUGGAUCAACACAAUCCCAAGAACAAGCGCCCCAUGAAGCUGGAAGACUUUUUGAUCAACCAACGUGGCCUGAACAACAAGGAAAACUUUCCCCGCGAAUUUCUCGAGCGCAUCUACAACAACAUCCGCACUCAUGAAAUUGUUUUGCCGGAGGAGCACGCAGACCAGCGCGAAGAAUACGAGUGGCAGUGCUUGGUUCGCCGCAGCCAGCAGCGAGCUUCGCAGCUGGCUUCAACGCGCGCCCACCCCGAGUACGGGCGCGUGCUCUUCCAGCUCUUGUGGCCGCAGGCAUCAUCAGCUCUGUUCGAACUCUUUGACGAUUGCGAGCGCGAAGUGGGUAUCUUGGAGCGCUUGGCUGAGGACUUUUUAUUAGCUGGCCAGCUCUGCUCGCGCUUUCAGCAUAGCGCGGGCCUUGAUGCGUUGGUUGUGGCGCUGUGUCAGCGCACCCGCUUUAACGAGAUGUUGGAAACGGAGAAUGGGACUGUGCCCAAUUCGCCACAACUGGUUGGGCUCUUGGCCCAUGCUCCCGAUGCUCAGGUGGCUGUCAAGUAUGCCUUCAAGCUGGCUAGUGCUUAUGGCGAGCUCUUGCGCGACUCGUGGAAGGAGCUCUUCAUGAUCAUUCGCGGCUUUGUGUACUCGCAAAUUCUACCCGACGAUUUGAGCCAGCUCUUCGACUUUGCCGAUCCCAGUGGUGUGCGCAACUUGGUGGUCCAGCAACAGGCCGCUGCUGUUUCCAAUGUGUCAUCUUUCUUCUCUUUUAGUCUAUUCGGUGGCGAGUCUACGUCACGGUCCGAACCUGAGCCCCGUCACAUGCGGGCGCCGCAGCGUGCACUUAAGCAAGUGGAGGCUUGCCAGCUUCAGGCCCUGUUGGAGGAGAGCAGCACCCUACCUGGGCAUUCGCUCGAUACAAUGGUGGACGUGUUGAUUUACUAUUCACAUAGUGCCGUCCAGGCCGAGCAGGUCACCUACGCUUACAAUGAAACGGCGGCCAUCUUCUUUUUGGAGCAGCUGUGCCAGGUGGUGCUCCGCAACAAGGAUCGCUCGGACAUGUUGUGGACCAAGGUGACGCUGCAUCUGCAAUCCAUUUUGACGUCGGCGCCCGAUGACUCGUUGCUGUAUGAGCGAGCCGUGGUCUCGCAGCUGCGCCUCCUUCUGCGCCUGAUGAGUCGCGAGCCCCUGCAGUCGCGUGCCACGGACCGCCUGAAGGACUUGGACCCACUGCUGCGCCUGGAGCGCGGUGGCGUGGCGCUGCAGUGCGCAUGUGCUCUGAAACAAAUUGUCGAGCAGCACACGGCGGUGCUGAAUACGCAUCGAUGCUGGCCGACGCUCUUUCACCUUUUGCAUCGCACACUGACGGGAACCAAUCAGAUGGCGGUGGCGUUGGACAUUGUCAACCUCGUGGUCAACGACCGCAAGGUCAUUACGGGAGAGUCGCUGCCGGGCCUAGUAGAAACACUUGUACUGUGUGCGCAAUUGCUGGCCAACGAUGCCUCUGGCUUGCCUCUUGUACAAUCGGUGGGUCGACGGGCAGGGGCCAAUGGCCUGGUGGCAGGUGCCUCAGUGACUGGAAGCAAUACAUUGGAGACGGCAAGCAACGUGUCUGGCUCUAGCACGAGUCGAUCAGGGGCACCACCGCCCUUGCUGGGCUUGCGCGUUUUGGAUCUUAUCCAACACCUGUACACCAAUGUGAUGGGGGCCUUCCUGCCCGAGGACCGGCAAGGCGUGGACCCUCAGAGCGUGGCGGAUCAACUUUGGGUGGAAUGCUGGCAGCCACUGCUCAUGAGCGUGGCAUCCUUGGUCCUGCAUCAUCACUCGAGCAUCUGGCAGCUGGCGUUUGCCACGUUGAACCGUUUCUUGUUGGCGCCGGAUUUGCUGCAUCUCUCACCGGCCAACUGGCACCGCUGCUUCCACAUUGUGGUUUUUGACCUCAUGCGCAAGCUUCUUUUGAGCAACGAAAAGCUGCGCACCGGCGCGCUGGAGGAGCUUGGUUCGCGUGCGUGUGGACUGGCCAGCAAGGUGUUUUUGCAGCACCUGGAGGCGUUGAUGGAGGAUAGCGAGCAGUUUAUCCAGCUGUGGCAGCUUAUGCUUGACCUCUUUGACAAGUUUGUAUCUACGGGGCAGAUGGAGCUGAUUGAGUAUGUGCCGGAGCGUCUCAAGAAUAUUUUGAAUGUGAUGAAGAGUGCCGACAUUCUCAAGCCCGGGGCAAUGGUAGGCUCUCAUAACUUGUGGGACAUGACCUGGCAUCGGGUGCACGCCUUUUUGCCUGGUCUGUUAUCUGAAAUUUUCCCGGAGAUGGAGGCGCCCAGCUCUGUUCCGCCAUCGCCAUCUCCUCUGCCAGCCAUGUCCAGCACAUCACCUCCGCCAUCGGCUCCAGCUUCAGCAGCAGCUGGGCCAUCGCCCUCUGCAGCCGUGCUGUCCCCCGUGUCGCCGGUGGCAGACGUGGCCUUGGAUACGUUGCAGCAGCCGUUCAUGGUGGUCGCACCUCCUACGGCGAGCCACUUUGGCUCGAUGUAUGGGAGCGUGCAUUCGCUUCCAGGGCAAUUGCCGGCCUUGGAGCAAGCAGAUUUGCCUACGUUUAGCAUUUCCACGACCG